Molecule: messenger RNA, 522 nt
Organism: Lecanosticta acicola
Lineage: Eukaryota; Fungi; Ascomycota; Dothideomycetes; Mycosphaerellales; Mycosphaerellaceae
Source: the annotation of a GenBank genome assembly
AUGUGCGGCAGUGACAUCUUCCUCGGCCUCAUUGCGAUCCUCUUCCCUCCGCUGGCCGUUUGGGUCAAGAGGGGCAUCUGCAGCGCCGACUCCCUCAUUAAUAUCGCCCUUUGCUGUAUGUAUCAUCUGGGACCGACAAUCCUGGGCAUAUGCUGAGUACUCUUAAUAGGUCUGGGCUUCCUCCCGGGACUCCUUCACGCAUGGUACAUCAUCGCUGUAACGCCCGACCCAACCUACGAUGCCCUCCCACAGCAGGAUCCCGAACGCGGCCAAGUCACCUAUUACUACGUCCAAACCGGACAGCCACAAUAUGACGCACCGCCGCAAAGAGGAUAUGGAACCGCCAAUAGCACCCCGAACGCGCAGUUCCCUUCGCAACAGCAGCAAGGUGUCGUGCAACCUCCGCUGCAGCCGUCAGCUUCAUCAGCAACACACACCCGACCAUUGCCGGGAGGAAGCGAAGAGGUGCCGCCUUCAUACCAGCAGGCAGUCGCCGGCGAUCACAAGAUCCAGCACGAUUAG